Quercus robur (English oak) is the source of this 791-nucleotide messenger RNA. RefSeq names its product polyadenylate-binding protein 2-like. The record is from RefSeq and is a predicted model, not a curated record. The transcript has 5 exons. Lineage: Eukaryota; Viridiplantae; Streptophyta; Magnoliopsida; Fagales; Fagaceae. The coding region runs from base 1 to 546 and encodes 181 amino acids. Gene Ontology annotation, molecular function: RNA binding.
AUGGCUGCAUCACUUUAUAUUAAUGAUGAUGAUGAUGAUGACUACAUUCACACAUAUCUCUAUCCUGCUAGUGCAGCUGCAUCACAGGCAAAUCGAGAGGAAGUGGAUUCUCGAUCAGUGUUUGUUGGCAAUGUGGAUUAUUCCUGUACUCCUGAAGAAGUACAACAGCAUUUCCAGACAUGUGGUACAGUGAACAGAGUCACUAUUCGGACUGACAAGUAUGGCCAACCAAAGGGUUAUGCUUAUGUGGAGUUCCUCGAAGUAGAGGCUGUUGAAUUGGCUCUCCAGCUGAAUGAAUCUCAACUACGUGGACGUCAAUUAAAGGUGACUGCUAAACGGACCAAUGUACCUGGGAUGAAACUACAUCGUGCUCGUCGACCCAACCCCAAUAUGCGAUCCAGAAGCUCCCUUAUACCUGGUCCCUUUGUAUUCUCCCCUUAUGGAUAUGGGGAAGCUUCCAUUGCAGGUUUUGCUACCGGUAGCUUGUUUGGUUUGGCUAGCUAUUUCUUGCUGCUUAUAUCCCAUUACAUGAAAUUAAGGAUGUGAUAUGACCUGGUUUUGGAACUCACAGAAUAUGGUGAGUUUGCAUAGAGUUUAAGAGAAAUUGGAGGAAGGGUAUAAAAAAUUAGUUGCUGCUAUUGUUGUCCUGCCUAGUAAAUUGAUUAUUUAUGCAGAAACUGGAAGCGUAGGUUUGUAAUUUUCCUUGCAUUUGAAUGUUGGGAGACGUUAUGUAUAACAACCAGUGUAUAUCUAUAAUCUUUUUACAAAUUUAAUUAGGUAUUUGUAUAUCU